CCGUGAGCGGAUUAUUUUUGCAGACGAGGAUGGGGACCGAGGGAGAGGCAGAGGCACUGCAAUUCACACACUCGAUAUGUCUUCUAGCGGCAAUGGUCCAUCAUCAUAGUAUAGUUGCAUCCGUGGUUUUGACUUCUGCCCUUGGCAUUGCGGAGGCAGGCGGGUGUGAGUGCACUAGAUCGGAACCUCAGGUGCAGGUGUGGAAAUUACAAUAUUCUAUCUGACGUCGUUGAUAGAAGAGAAAGGGGUUCUGCAAACGCGCGGAGCGAAACCCUCGUGAUUGGUUGAAGGGGUGAGGUCAGGUAGGAGUCGAGGCGCCGUUUGUUUAAAAACCCCUCCCCGUAUGCAGUGCAUUUAGACGCGAAUCAAUUUUCGUGUCUUUAUGUUCAAGACGGCCAACUACCCGAUGGCUGCGGAUCCCGGGCCCACCAUCAUGCAUGGGAGUUGGUUCAAUAACACGGGCUUCAGGGGAAACAAUACGCCUGUGACGGUUGAGAAACCGAAGAAGAAGGCAUUUUACCUGGUCAGAAUGAUGUCUCUCAACAACAAUAAGAAAGAGCAACAAACCAACCAUCAGCAUCACCAGAAUAACAAUAUGCCCUUCAUGAUCCACUGUCACAUCGGGAAAGAGAUCAAGCACAUUUGCAGCAACUGCAGCCGCGCGAACGAUACCCAGGACGAGGAGGUCGAGAGGCUGGCCGCAAUGCGCUCUGAGUCCCUGGUCCCUGGCACGCACACCCCACCCAUCCGCCGCCGCAGCAAGUUUGCCACUCUGGGCCGUCUCCUCAAGCCCUGGAAGUGGAGGAAGAAGAAGAGUGAGAAGUUCAGGCAGACCUCUGCAGUGCUGGAGAGGAAGAUGUCGGUAAGGCAAAGCAGAGAGGAGCUGAUUAAGAGAGGUGUGCUGAAGGAGAUCUUUGAGAAAGCAACCGUGGAAUUCCGAUCCUCGAUGGAGGGCGGAGUCUGUACUCAGGAGCCCUCUAGUAUGAAGUCGUCUAUGGUCCUUCCUUCAAAGAAAUCUGUUGGUUUCCUCUGCAACGUUCAGGACAACGCCGCCAAGCCCCCCAUGUACCACAAACAGCCCCCUGCGCUCCCCCCCAGACCUUUCAACAGGAUUCCCAACUACAGCACAGACUCUUGCCAGCAGAUGAAGCUGUCCUGUAUGCCAGGCCAGGGAGGGAAGCUCUCUCCUCCGCUACCUCCCAAGAAGGUUAUGAUCUGUGUGCCUCAAGGGGGAAUGGACAGCUCCUCCCCCUCCCCCCUCAGCACUUUCUCCCAGCAGAAGUGCCCCCCUCUACAGGGCCACCCCUCCCACCAUGGCCCUCUGCUGCCCUCGCAGCUCACAGGCCUGGCCAACCUCCACCAGGGCCUCCUGGGGGGUGGGAACCACCAUAACCACGGGCACACUCACAACCAUGGCCACAGCCACCCACUCCAGCUGCAGUACGGAUCCAUGCAAGGCCACACCCCCAGCCGCAUUAUGGAGGAGCUCAACAAGACGCUGGCCUUCAACCUGCAGAGGCUGGAGAACAAUGCAAUGCAUUCUGGUCAGUGUAGUCUGCUGGACAGAAGCCAGGUGCCCUCUGUGGUCAUCGACGAGGACAACAAGGAGAACAUGCCCAACGAGUCCGACUACGAGGACCUACCCAGCAUGUACAAAGAUGAGGAUGAAUAUGAUGACGAGGAUGAUGAUGAUUCGCUCUUUACAAGUACCCUGGCUCUGAAGGUGUUGAGGAAGGACUCUCUGGCCGUCAAGCUGAGUAAUCGUCCAUCUAAGAGUGAGCUGGAGGAGAAGAACAUCCUGCCAAUGCAGACUGACGAGGAGAGGCUGGAGUCCAGGCAGCAGAUAGGCACCAAGCUCACACGGCGGUUGAGUCAGAGGCCCAGUGCUGAGGAGCUGGAACAGAGGAAUAUCCUGAAACGUGAGUAUUCGCGCAACGAGCAGGAGGAGUUGGAGGAGAAGCGGGAGAUAAAACGCCGACUAACGCGAAAGCUGAGUCAGAGGCCCACGGUGGAGGAGCUGAGACAGGCAAAGAUCCUGAUCCGCUUCAGUGACUACGUAGAGGUGUCUGACGCCCCGGAACACGACCGGCGGGCAGACAAACCCUGGACACGCCUCACAGCAGCCGACAAGGCAACUAUACGGAAGGAACUCAACGAUUUCAAGAGCAACGAGAUGGAAGUGCAUGAGUCAAGUCGCCAUUUAACCAGGUUUCACAGACCAUAGACCAUCACUGUCUGAUUGGAACGCUGGACAGACUGGCUGUUUUCCACUGAGAACCAUAAGUGCUGGACAGUAAAUGGUGCCCAUUUCUACAAUAAGGCCAUGUCUUCUGAUCUGAAAUGCCUUUCAAUACCCUGCAACUGAGUUGGUCGGUAGCUUCCCCUCCAGAGACAAACAGUAGAUGGACACCUGAUUUAGUAGCACAUAAUCUACCCCCCCCCCUCAAUUCCCACCCAUCUUAACAUCUUUUCUUUCUGUGUAACUGACUAGCUGGUCCCACACCCCAGUGCUGAACGCUCAGGGAAGCACCUCCGUGCUUUGGGGAUGAUGGUAGUGGGAUAGGCUGGUUGGGAUUGGACACCUGCCAUCUCCAUCAUUGACUGGCUGUGAUGACACCUGUGCCCCUCCCUCACGGUGUCAUUCUUGGCUGUGAUUGAUCUGUUGCUCUUGGUGAGAGGAGCCUCCACUUCCUCACUCUCUCUUCAUCAAAAAGGACAGUUUUAACCCGUCUAUCCAUGGACCUUGGGAGAGAUGGACUUCAACCACUUGGAGAACGUUAUCCUGGCUUGGUUAAGAUUAACCUAGUGUUGUUUGUAGAGUCACCUGUAGUGUUUGAAUGGUGAAAGAGAAAAAGAAGUGGGGGAUCCAUACGACACUCCAGAAUUGUGUGCAAUAUUUUUCCUCUGCUCUUCUUGGGUUAUAGCGCCCUCUGGGGCUCACCCGGUGUCAUUAUGUAAUCUCACCUCUACUUCUCCCCAACAUGGGCAGUUCAAUUCCCACUGUUACUGACAAUGUUGUCUAUUGCUAACUGUGAAUUUGAGAGUGCAGACAAUAUUUUUGUUUUGUUUCCACUCUCCAAAUAUACAUCGUGUUUAUACAGACAUGAAAGUAACAAGAGAAUCACACUUCAAUUUUGUCCAUUUCAUGUUGGGAUCUUAAAAGGGUCAAUUCAAUGAACAAUGCAGCUGGCAGAUAGUGCAUUAACUGUAUAUAUGUGUUAAGGUUGAACAGCUUUUUAAAUCAUUUUAGUUUAGUUUUUAAAAGUGGUGCUUUGAUUUUAAACUGAGUUGUGGCUUCAGGGGAUGUCACAGGCCUCUGAUGUUUGAGUAUAGACUUCCUCCUGGAAGAGAAUCUGCUUCCCAAAUGGCACCCUAUUUCCUAUAAAGUGCACUACCUUUGUCCAGAGCCAUAUGGGCUCUGGUCAAAAGUAGCGCACUAAAUGGGGAAUAGGGUGCCAUUUAGAACGGAACCCUUGGUUUGGCGUCCAGGAAUACUUUAUGGUUUUUAUUAUUCAUUGUUGACGAUCAAGCUUUUCUCUCGUUUUUGCAUUCGUAUGUUUAAUGAACUCUGCUCAUGUGAGUGCCCUGCACUUGGUUCUGUUUUUUGGGGGGGAUUUUGUCUUUUUUGUUUGUUUCCUGUGUCUAUUUAAGAACAAGCAAUAUUCUUUCUGCCUCUUGGCAAACUGUAUGAAGACCCUGUUUUUUAGUUUGUUCUCGUUUUCUUACUGUGGAUAUUUAAAUCAGAGUAUUCUUUUUCUUUUUUUUACUCUUCUUGUAAAUGGUCCUCUCUUUCAUUUCAGUUUUUUUGUUGUGAUUUUACAAAAUGCCCCGAUGGUCAUAUCGGGAUUGGAUUCUUAUUGGCCACUGUUUUGAGUUGUUUUCAAAUGGUACCCAAUAUGCUUUACUCUUAAAAUUGCCAUAUGAAAACGUUUGCUUGUCAUAAGACAUAGAUUAGUUAUGGUGAAGGGCCAGACGGGUCCAUGGACCUGCAUAGGAAAACGUUUGCUUGUCAUAAGACAUAGAUUAGUUAUGGUGAAGGGCCAGACGGGUCCAUGGACCUGCAUAGGAAAACGUUUGCUUGUCAUAAGACAUAGAUUAGUUAUGGUGAAGGGGCCAGACGGGUCCAUGGACCUGCAUAGGAAAACGUUUGCUUGUCAUAAGACAUAGAUUAGUUAUGGUGAAGGGCCAGACAGGUCCAUGGACCUGCAUAGGGAAAUGUAUGAACAAAAAGACAUGCUCUGUCAUUUUGAACAUCGUUGUAGUUCUGUGAGAAGAUGCCCCAAUGAAAUUUACAAAAACAUUCUGGAACAUAGAAGGUAUUGCACAUUUGGUUAUCAGCGACUGGGUCAUUCAUUAUAUGUUAUAUUAGUUUGACGCAUUUAUGUUCAACAUAUUGCUUAAUUUAUUACACAGGUUAUUCUCAUUUACAAUAUUAUCCUGACGUGUUUAUCUCAUUUUCUUUGGGGUACCUUAAGGAAGUAAAACCUUACGUUUUCUGCUCAAACCAGCUACCUUUUUGAUUCCAGCAUCAUGCCACCCACAUGUUUUCCCCCAACACGUUUUGGGCAUUUUUGUAGAAUCUUAAAGAUUUUGAUCAUUACCUUGAGGAGGCCCUUCUCCAUUUGUCUAUUGACAAAUCGCCGCAUAGCAUGAGGGAUGGUGUCAUGUUGGAAUUGAGGAAUGUUAUAAAUUCCGCAAUAAACUGUUUUUCUGUUACGUGUACGCGGAGAGAAUUAAGUCAUUUGAAAAUGAGCAUUAUUCUUCUUCUCCUAUUUGGAAAUAUAGAUUCCUUUCCAUUUGCCAUGUGAAUGACCACCAUGUCUCUAUUAAACAUCAUUAUGUAUGUUCCAGUCUUUGUACGAUCAUUUGUUUGACGUAUAUUAUCACAAACAUGGCAAUAUUACCAUCAGAGGCUAUUGGGUCUAUGGCUGCCCAGGAAUUGUAGCUAAUGUGAUUUGAGUAAAAUACUUACAUAGCCUUACUACUUUGGCUCUCAUUCCUUCCCCUUUAUCCUCAAAGCAUAUUUUGUGUCGGUAUCUCAUUUAUGCUAUUGGAUCUUUACAUUGAUUACAACCUCUUCAGUCUCUCAUUUGAAGAGGUUAUCCCACAGAGAUCGUAUAAAUCACUAUGUCAUUCUAUGGGUUAUCCUCUCGUUUUAUGGGUUAGGGAAGCUCCUGAUCCCGAAUAGUCUGGAUGUGCCACUUGUUUUGAGUUUCAUAUUUAGAUUUGACUAUUUAAUUUCAAACCAUUCAAACUGUUUUCGUCAACUGAAAAGUCAAUUUUUUUGACAUGGUAUAACAAUCACAUGGUUCUAAUGGCCCUGGCCACCCCGUUGGCUAUUGUCUUUUUAAUACUUCCAUGACAUGCAAGUAUUCACACUGACAUGUUUAAACAUCUCACAAAUAAGUUUUGAGUAUACUUAAAGGUCCCUUGUUACACCAAUAGAGUAAUGUAUAAUUAAUCCUAUGUACAGAACUACAGGAGUCUCCCAUAGCCUACCCUCUGUCAUGCUUUACUUUGCACAGGUGGACAAUGCAUGUAACAGGUAGACCUGAUUUUGUGUCUGUCCAAUAAAUAUUUUACUAAAAGGA
Messenger RNA from Oncorhynchus keta (chum salmon), 5591 nucleotides. RefSeq names its product phosphatase and actin regulator 1-like. The record is from RefSeq and is a predicted model, not a curated record. Lineage: Eukaryota; Metazoa; Chordata; Actinopteri; Salmoniformes; Salmonidae. The transcript has 12 exons. Gene Ontology annotation, biological process: cell motility; stress fiber assembly. Gene Ontology annotation, molecular function: actin binding. Bases 383 to 2224 code for a protein of 613 amino acids.